GUACUUCUAGCAGAAGUUUUACUGUUGGUUUAAUUUCGCGAAGUGAUUCACGUUUUCAUCAAACUCAAACUUGAUUCGCGUAAUUAGCGACUAAAAUCAGAUAACGGAGCUAGUUGUACGGAAACCAUACGGAAACAGAUGAUUUGAUCCACAUCUAAUCAAUCAAGUAACGUAUUUGCUGUCCGAAGGUGUUGAAACGCACGGUGAACCGGCUUCUUUUAAAUUGAAAUUAGUAAUUUCAUUUUAUUUUAUUCGUUUCUAUAUAAAAUUAAAUAAUUUUCACCAACGAUACGGUUGUUGUGACAAAUCCGCUACAGUUUUUUUUGUAUAAUUCAAGAAAAAUGACAUUUACAAUGACAACGAUACUCAGAAGCAUGAAUUUCGCUUUGAAAAAGUCCUCCUGUAGAGGUAUCGCAUCCAUAUCAUCAUUAUCAGAAACACAUCAAAUGCUUUACAAGAUGUGUAGGGAUUUUACUGAAAGCGAAUUGAAACCAAACGCCGCUAAAUUCGACAAAGAGCAUCUAUUUCCAGCCGAACAGAUAAGAAAAAUGGGAGAAUUGGGAUUGUUAGCGGUCGAAAUUCCUUCAGAAUUAGGCGGGUCUGGUUUAGACUAUUUAGCUUAUGCUAUUGCGAUGGAAGAAAUUUCACGUGGUUGCGCGUCCGCCGGAGUUAUUAUGAGCGUUAAUAAUUCACUUUAUUUAGGGCCUAUUUAUAAAUUCGGUAAUGACAAGCAAAAAGAAGAAUUUAUUCGUCCCUUCACCAAUGGACAAAAAAUCGGCUGUUUUGCUCUCAGCGAACCAGGUAAUGGUAGUGAUGCUGGCGCUGCAUCUACUACAGCCACUCUAAAAGGUAGUGAUUACGUAUUAAACGGCGCCAAGUGCUGGAUUACGAAUGGUUAUGAAUCAGAAGCAGCUGUUGUUUUUGCCACUACAGAUAAAUCGAAAAAACAUAAAGGAAUUAGUGCUUUUCUCAUCAAUAAACCGUGUCCAGGUUUAACAUUAGGAAAAAAAGAAGAUAAAUUAGGUAUCAGAGGCUCAUCAACAUGUACAUUAAACUUCGAAGACUGUCCAGUUAGUGCGGAAAAUAUCUUAGGAGAACCUGGGAUGGGAUUCAAAAUAGCAAUGAUGACGCUAGAUGCUGGUAGAAUUGGUAUAGCUUCUCAGGCUUUAGGUAUUGCUCAAGCUUCGUUAGACGUAGCUAUAGAUUAUGCUUCCCAGAGAAAAGCAUUCGGAGCCAGUAUACUCAAAUUACAAGCUAUUCAGAGUAAAAUUGCCGAUAUGGCCUUACGCCUCGAAAGUGCAAGAUUACUGACUUGGAGAGCGGCCUACCUGAAGGAUAAAAAGCAACCAUUCACCAAGGAAGCUGCCAUGGCCAAAUUGGCUGCAUCUGAAGCAGCUACUUUCAAUUCUCAUCAGUGUAUUCAAAUAUUAGGCGGUAUGGGUUAUGUUUCUGAUAUGCCUGCUGAACGUCAUUACCGUGAUGCCAGAAUCACCGAAAUAUACGAAGGUACCUCGGAAAUUCAACGUCUUGUCAUUGCAAGCAAUAUAAUCAAGCAAUACAAUGUUCAAUUAUAAAUUCUGUCAUUUUUGAUUAUAAAUAGUAUCUCUGGGUUUGAAAUGGGUGCUUUCAGUAUUCGUGUAUCAGUAUUUAUUAUAGAUGUGAAAGCAAUAUAAUGCUGUUCUGGUUUAAACGUACCAUAAAAAUGUAAUACUUUUUUCGUAGGUUCAUGUUUGUCUGUCUCAAAUAUAUGUAUGUAGUAUUGUAAAACGUAAUUUUUUCGUAUGCAAAGCUGAAUUGUUGUUGAAUUGGAUAUGUUAAUAUAGUAUUGGUGAAUGCUGAA
This is a messenger RNA of Planococcus citri (citrus mealybug), 1840 nucleotides long. RefSeq names its product Activator-recruited cofactor subunit 42 (gene Arc42). Gene Ontology annotation, biological process: fatty acid beta-oxidation using acyl-CoA dehydrogenase; butyrate catabolic process. Gene Ontology annotation, molecular function: flavin adenine dinucleotide binding. Lineage: Eukaryota; Metazoa; Arthropoda; Insecta; Hemiptera; Pseudococcidae. The coding region runs from base 342 to 1574 and encodes 410 amino acids. The record is from RefSeq and is a predicted model, not a curated record. The transcript is spliced from 9 exons. Gene Ontology annotation, cellular component: mitochondrion.